CCCACACGCACACACAUCUGGACGCACGCGGCUCCCCGGUUCGUUCCCCGCUUGAGAUCAGAGAGAAAACUCUAUCCGCUCUGCACCGUCGGCCUUUAAUCCAGCUACUCUGCCAAGCCAAAGGACCAGCCGCCCAGCGGGAGGACCAGCCAGCCAUUGAGCCCGACUGAUUGACGGCCAUAUAGUCACCGAGGCAGACGGACAGCCACAGAAAAUAGUGCGCCGGAGAGCCAGCCGUCCAGUGAAUAAGCCAGACAGCUCACAGCAAGCGGGCCGCCAUGUUGAUAAUCUUAGCCUCCAUCAUCCUCUUCCAUGUGGCCUCAGCCAUCCUCCUCUUUGUUGCCACCAUUCAAAAUGCGUGGUGGGUGGUGUUACCAAAAGGCGGCACCGUGAUCUACUCGGACCUGUGGUACUCCUGCAACGCCACCUGCUACCCUGUAGAGAGGAGCCACACCACUGACGCAGCCUAUCUGCAGGCGGUGCAGGCCACCAUGAUCCUGGCUACCAUCCUGUGCUGUGUCGGUUUCUUUGUGUUCCUCCUCCAACUCUUCAGGCUGAAGCAAGGAGAGAGAUUUGUCUUCACUGCCAUCAUCCAGCUGGUGGCCUCUCUGUGCGUGAUGAUCGCAGCGUCCAUCUACACGGCGAAGAAGGACACCUUCCACGUGGAGAGCAUCAAGUCGGGCUCCUACGGCUCGUCCUACAUCCUGGCCUGGGUCAGCUUCCCCAUGACCCUCGUCAGCGGCCUCAUGUACCUGGUGCUCAGGAAACGCAAAUAGGCGUCGACCGCGGCUAGGGAUGGCGGGCUUGUGUUUGUGAAUUCACGCAGCAGCAGAUAUACCCACACAUUUCCACGGGCACGCUUGGACCCUGCAGCAUCCACCUGCGCACCUGUUCACCGCCACGCUGGCACUGACACACGCUUUUUCCUCACAUGCACAAACGGUCACGAGCGCGCACAUGCUUAAACGUGCACACACACACACACACAUAUUUGCACGAGCCACACGGCACCCCAUCCGCAAUGCUGUCACGCUGUGCCAAAUUAUUCACAAGUCCGAAGCAUUCAAAUCGCUAAUCAAAGAAAAGCCAGCAUAUUCUGUAAAUUCUGUAGGUUUGACAGUACUGUGCACAAGGAUCAGUUUUCAACAAUACUGUAGGAAGGAUCAAUGAGGAUAUUCAA
Molecule: messenger RNA, 1180 nt
Organism: Lampris incognitus (smalleye Pacific opah)
Lineage: Eukaryota; Metazoa; Chordata; Actinopteri; Lampriformes; Lampridae
Gene: emp2
Product: epithelial membrane protein 2
Exons: 5
Coding region: 279-776 (165 amino acids)
Cellular component (GO): plasma membrane
Source: RefSeq, a predicted model, not a curated record